CGUUGGGGGUAGCCCAGGAGCAGCUCCCAUGAUAACAGAAACCUGGGGUUAAAGAAGCCGCACCGGUCGAUCCCGGUACCUCUUUCAUUCUACCGCAGCUUCCAGUGUACUUUCCGCGUCACCAAAGCGGUCAGUAGAACCAGGUUCGAGCUGCUGUUCAGUUUUUUUGACGAUCGACGCGUCUUGCCUUUACUGUUGUGUUCGUACGAAUCAGCUGCCGUUUAUAGGUAGGCAUCAUGUGGUUGCCGGUGUAUGUGCCUCUCUUGCUGGUGUUUGGAGUUAGUUUGUCCCUCCCACAAGGAAGCCUUGGCACAGACUCAUCGUCACUCCGGGGAGUGGACGCUGACACUGAAAAGCGGAUUAAUGUCGGGAAGAAACACCUGCAGACCCUCCGAAAUCUGGAAACUCGGUGCCACGAUUCCUUGCAAGCACUUGUUGUAAUCGAUGCAGGCAGUAGUUCGACGAGGACGAAUGUUUUCUUGGCGAAAACCCGGUCAUGCCCAAAUAAAGGCCGUAGCAUUGACCCAGACAGUAUUCAACUCAUCGGCGCUGGCAAGCGGUUCGCAGGACUUCGUGUAGUUUUAGAAGAGUGGCUGGACACUUACGCUGGAAAGGACUGGGAGUCGAGGCCCGUUGAUGCCAGACUUCUCUUCCAGUACGUCCCUCAGAUGCACGAGGGGGCGAAGAAACUCAUGCAACUCUUGGAAGAAGACACGGUUGCCAUUUUGGACUCACAGCUCAAUGAGAAACAAAAGGUCCAGGUCAAGGCGUUGGGCAUUCCCAGUAUGCUUUGCAGCACAGCAGGAGUUCGCGACUUCCACGAAUGGUACCGCGACGCCCUCUUUG
This is a messenger RNA of Toxoplasma gondii ME49, 846 nucleotides long. RefSeq names its product NTPase I. The transcript has a single exon. The record is from RefSeq and is a predicted model, not a curated record. Lineage: Eukaryota; Apicomplexa; Conoidasida; Eucoccidiorida; Sarcocystidae. The annotation marks the transcript as partial.